AUGCAACGAGCGGGUCUGGCCGGGCUGGGCUCCGUGGCCGUGCUCUGGCUGCUAGCUUUGGCUUCCUUGGUGGGGCUGUGGAGCGGACGGAUCGGGGACCCCAGGACGACCGAGCCGAAGUUCCCGCAGGAGCCGGCCGACUCGCCGUUCGGCGGCAUCCAAGUAGCGCCGGCAGCACCGAGCCGUCCCCUCCAGACAAGUCGCCUCCAAGCCGCCCAGAAAACUUUCCGAGCGCUGCUCACGCUCCCGGGACAGUCGACGGAGCUCCAGGAGGGGCAGGGGGAAAGCGGGCAGGAGCCGCCGCCGCCUCCUCCUUCGGCUCGCCCUCGGCGGGAGAGGCAAGGCGCGAUGGGCGCCGAGGAGCAGUUUCCCUUCUUGCCGGUGCGCGGCGGGGUUUUCUGGAGCCAGACCCUGGAGGCUAAGGUGCCGCCGGGCUUUCCGGCGGAGGAGACCGCCUCGUGGCUGCGGGCGGCCCGGGAGGCGCGCGUCGUGUCGCUCGAGCGCGGCGGCUGCGGUCGCAGCUCCAACCGGCUGGCCCGGUUAUCGGACGGGAGCCGCGCCUGCGUGCGCUACGGCAUCAACCCGGAGCAGAUCCAGGGCGAGGCGCUCUCCUACCACCUGGCCGGGCUGCUGGGCAUUCAGGAGCGGCUGCCGCCUCUGGCGCUCUCCCGGGUGGAAGCCCGCGGCGGGCAGUGGGCGGAAGUGCGCGACGAGCUGCGCGGCUCCCAUUGGGCCGAGGGGGCCGUGGUGAGCCUGGCCCGCUGGGUGGACAAUCUGACCGACGUGGUGGCCCCCGCCCCCUGGCAAGCUGAGGCGGGGGCGCCGGCGGCGGGCCGGAGGCUGCAGCCCCUGGCGGCGGGGGAGCUGAGAGGCCUGAGCCAGGCGCAGCUGGUGGAGCUGGUGCAGUGGAGCGACUUGAUUCUCUUCGACUAUCUCACGGCCAACUUCGACCGGCUGGUCAGCAACCUGUUUAGCCUGCAGUGGGACCCGCGCGUCAUGCACCGGGCCACCAGCAACCUGCACCGGGCCCCCAACGGGGGAUUGGUCUUCCUCGACAACGAGGCCGGCCUGGUGCACGGCUACCGGCUGCUGGCCAUGUGGGACAAAUACAACGAGCCUCUGCUGCGCUCCGUCUGCGUCUUCCGCGAGGCCACCGCCCAGAGAGUGCGGGAGUUGCACCGCCUGCGCAACGCGGCGUCCGAGCUGCUCAGGCUCUACCGGACUCGGGAGCCCCUGGCCGAGAUUCUCGGCUUCCUCUCCGAACAGCAAGCCCAGAUGCUCCAGGAGCGCAUCGACUUUGUCCACAAGCACAUUUUGCACUGCAAAGCCAAGGCCGCCGCUCCGUGA
Molecule: messenger RNA, 1347 nt
Organism: Protobothrops mucrosquamatus (brown spotted pit viper)
Lineage: Eukaryota; Metazoa; Chordata; Lepidosauria; Squamata; Viperidae
Gene: FJX1
Product: four-jointed box kinase 1
Exons: 1
Coding region: 1-1347 (448 amino acids)
Biological process (GO): cell-cell signaling
Source: RefSeq, a predicted model, not a curated record